This is a messenger RNA of Trichoplax adhaerens, 603 nucleotides long. RefSeq lists its product as uncharacterized. NCBI's taxonomy places the organism in Eukaryota, Metazoa, Placozoa, Uniplacotomia, Trichoplacea, Trichoplacidae. The record is from RefSeq and is a predicted model, not a curated record. The transcript has 8 exons. The coding region runs from base 1 to 603 and encodes 200 amino acids.
AUGGCUAGAAUAAUGCCAUACUUGGCUAACUUUGUGCCGUUCGAAAGGAAAAAUCUUAUGUAUUUGAUUUUAACAACCGCGUUGGCUCAAUGCUCUGUUGCACUCUUUAAUAUAUUAUGGGUUUAUGCAGUUGUAUCAGUAGUACCUCAAACUUGUCAUGAUAUUCCUAGUACCUUUAUGAUUCAAAAUUUAACAACGGAAAAUUCACACUGCGAUCUGACUUUGUUAUGGGGGAAAAAUCAUGGCGAAAUAGCUACUAAUCCGUUAGUCAAAAUAUUGACCAUAUAUUACGUUCAAUAUAAAUGGGUUGCGUCUGUUGUAAUCGGCUGCCUAGUAUUAUCUACUCCAAUGUCUUUUCUGGCAAACGGAAUGCCAUUAAUAACAUUAGCAAGUGGCAUUAAUGAGGGAAUAUGGCAUCACUUUUUACCUGAUGAACCUGUAGUGAUAUCAGAAGACAAUCAACAAGUCGCAAAAAAUUCGUCGAAUAAGAAAAAACGUAACUUUCGUUUAUGCAUGCGAUUAUCGGAAAUUCUACUUCAAGUGAUUAUAUUUACUGCCCUUUAUUUGAUUUGCCUAUUUUGUCCUCAGGCUUACUUUCUGUAG